Ornithodoros turicata is the source of this 757-nucleotide messenger RNA. RefSeq lists its product as uncharacterized. Lineage: Eukaryota; Metazoa; Arthropoda; Arachnida; Ixodida; Argasidae. The record is from RefSeq and is a predicted model, not a curated record. The coding region runs from base 84 to 653 and encodes 189 amino acids. The transcript is spliced from 4 exons.
ACGAGGUCUCGUGACUCGCGCGGUUGCUUCAACAACGGAUGUGGCCAUAGACUUCGACGGGGCAAAGCCCGGGACAAAGUGCCAUGGCAGCCCUGAUUUUCAGACUAUUUCUCCUGCUCUGCAUUGCUGUGGUCCUCGCCCGCUGCAAGCCAACUGGAAACGCGUCCGUCGCUUUAAGGCAUCGCCAAGCUUCGGCAGUGAAGCUACGCUAUCCUUCGCUUCGACAGAUGCGUGCAGCCGUAUUGGGUCAACGCAAGGGCAGUGAGGACGAUGAUGACGAUGAAGAUGACGACGACGACGAUGAGUACUACGAGGAUGAGGACGACUACGAACCCGUAAAGACGUCAAGGCGACAGCGUCCGAUUACGCAGCCGCCGCCGAUGACAAGACUGCCGGACUACGAGGACGAGACGGAUAUCCCGUCGACGACAACACGUCGUCCAAGGGUCAGAGAUUACCGCGACAGGGGAAAUACCAGGAAGAUUGACUGCAUCGCGGAUCGCGUCAACUAUUGCGUGGAGUGGUGCCGGUAUUCGACGGCAGAAACACGGCAUCGAAGGAACCGGGACGGAGAAGACUGCAGAUACUGGAGAGCCAACGAUCGCAACAAAUGGAUGCAAAGUGGCAAAUGUCGAAAUGGAAGAUGCACCUAGUGGCCCUUCUAUGUUCCGUGGAGAGACUGACUGUCAUAACGCCCCUGCUGUUUCGCCUGGACUCAUGCUGUUUCUCGCAAAUACAUGUCACGUACUUAACGCCA